AUGGGCAACCUCUGCGCCUGCCUCGCAACCCAACCCGCAAAGAAAAAACCCAUAAAGCGCCUCCCCAACCCGCCACCGCAAUCCAAUACCAGCAACCGGUGGACCCGUAUCCGAUCCUCCAGAAAAGAGAAGCUCGACGACGCUUUGAUCCAAGAACAAGCUCUCGCCGCCGCGAUUCUGUUCCAGCAGCACCAGCAGAACGGUUCUUUGCCCUUUGAUCGCUCUGCUUCGCUGCGGUACCCGAAUUCGAGCUCCAAGAAGAGCAGCAACGCCUUGCCCCGUAGCUCCAGCUCUCGGGCUCGCUCCCUCACCGACCCUCUCCUCCAGCCUCACCAGCUUGUUAACCAGGAUGUAAAGCUUGAUGAUCUGGAAACCAACCAUUUUGUCCUUGUACAUGGAGGUGGCUUUGGUGCUUGGUGUUGGUAUAAAACCAUAGCACUUCUGGAGGAGGUUGGUUUUAAAGUUACUGCCAUAGACUUGACUGGCUCUGGAAUUCAUUCAUCUGAUGCAAACAGUGUCACAAGUCUUUCUCAAUAUGUGAAGCCUCUUACUGAUUUUCUUGAAAACCUACCAGAGGGAAAUAAGGUAAUCUUGGUGGGUCAUGAUUUUGGUGGUGCAUGUAUAUCAUACGCAAUGGAGUUGUUUCCACAUAAAGUUUCAAAGGCCAUUUUUAUUGCUGCAGCAAUGUUGAAAAAUGGACAAAGUACUCUUGAAAUGUUCUCCCAACAGGCCACUUCAGAUGAUCUUAUGCGACAGGCUCAGAUAUUUUUGUAUGCAAAUGGGAAUAAUCAGCCUCCAACUGCUAUUGAUUUAGAUAAAUCAAUGUUAAAGGAUUUGUUAUUCAACCAAAGUCCUGCCAAGGAUGUCGCAUUGGCAUCUGUUUCGAUGAGGCCAAUUCCCUUUGCCCCAGUUCUGGAGAAGCUUUCACUUUCGGAUUUGAAAUAUGGAUCGGUGAGGCGGUUUUAUAUAGAAACAUCAGAAGACAAUGCCAUACCCAUCACAGUCCAGGAGAGCAUGACAAAAGAAAGCCCUCCUGAACAAGUCCUACGCUUGAAGGGUGCCGAUCACUCACCUUUUUUCUCAAAGCCCCAAGCCCUGCACAACGACACGAUAGAAAUGCCACCGGAAUCAUCAGUAAUUCAUGCAGUUGCAUUAGAUAGGAUGGCAAAAUUCAACCAUGAAGACAUGCUUGAAAGCAAUGAGACAUUAAUCCUUUUAGGAAGAGAAAUAAAAAUGGGGCGUGGACGUGGAGUCAGCUGCGGUGGUGGGCAAAGUUCUUUGGGCUAUUUGUUUGGAGGUGGAGAGACUGCUAAUGUUAACAAGACCCCAUCUAAAAGAACUCAAAACCCAGUGAGGGCAGCAGGGGAGGCUCCUUCUCAGAAUGAGACUGCUCCUGCUCCUGCUCCAGCUUCAGUUUCGUCACCGAUUGAUAAGCAGCAGAUAGCAGCAGGCCUCCAUGGCAAGCCUACAAACAAUUACCACCGAGCUGAGGGCCAGAACUGCGGCAACUUCAUCACGGAUCGUCCAUCUACCAAGGUUCACUCUGCUCCUGGUGGCGGAUCAUCGCUUGGUUACUUGUUUGGUAGUGGGAACUGA
Prunus armeniaca (apricot) is the source of this 1596-nucleotide messenger RNA. Lineage: Eukaryota; Viridiplantae; Streptophyta; Magnoliopsida; Rosales; Rosaceae. The record is from the annotation of a GenBank genome assembly.